This is a messenger RNA of Perkinsus marinus ATCC 50983, 247 nucleotides long. RefSeq lists its product as hypothetical. The record is from RefSeq and is a predicted model, not a curated record. NCBI's taxonomy places the organism in Eukaryota, Perkinsozoa, Perkinsida, Perkinsidae. The transcript is spliced from 2 exons. Gene Ontology annotation, biological process: tRNA splicing, via endonucleolytic cleavage and ligation. Gene Ontology annotation, cellular component: tRNA-splicing ligase complex. The annotation marks the transcript as partial.
AUAUAAGUUCCUGGAGGAGCUUCUCUUCCUGUUCUAUGAGAGAGGCAGUUUCCUGUCGAGAUGUGUCCGAAUCGAGAAACUGGAUCUAGAGAAGGGAGCUAUUGAUGCAUAUGUAUUCGGUGAGCAUAUGGAUCUUAGUCGUCAUGAACAAGGCACUGAAAUAAAGGCUAUCACUCUGCACGGUAUGGAGAUCGAUAAAGCAAAGGACGGCAACCGUUGCGAUAUACACUUCCUUAUCGAUAUAUGA